AUAAAAAGGGAUUUGAUAAGAAAGAAAGAAAAUCGAUAUAAACGAAGACCCAAAUCUACUCUACACCGGCAGCCCGGAGCAAGCUCCCCCUUACAAAUAACGGGUGUAGUAGAUUUGGGGGGUUUUAUCAAAGAACUCAUUUUCUGUCUUAAUGGCUGUCCCUCUCUCGAACCACUCCUCCCUCUUCUCUCCUCGCCUCUCUGCUUCCUUCUCAUCCCCAAAGCCCUCCAAAACCGUAGCUCAUUUUAAACCCCUCCAUUACCACCAUUCCCCUCAUCUCUGCAAACCCAUUCUAGGGUUUCUUCCUCUCACCAAACCAUCCCCAAUCUCGAACAGUACCAACUGCAGGCGUUCCUUCCAGUUCCAUCUCUCUGCCCGAGACUCCGUCCCCACCACAAAUGGUGAGGAGGAGGCUAGUCAAAAUGAUGUAAAAACAGCAGAAAGUGAAGCAGAUCAACAACAACAAUCCAGUUUAAAGAUCCUCAUUGAAGUUUACAAGGAAGCUAUUCUUGCUGGAGAUGAAAAGACUGUAUCUGAUAUUGAGGCCAGGAUACACAUAAUAGAAAAUGAGAAGAAUGAAUUGGCCCAGAAAGUAUCUGCUUUAUCAAUUGAAAUGACUACUGGAAAAGAGAAAUAUAUCCGCUUACAAGCAGAUUUUGAUAAUUUUAGGAAAAGAUCAGAGAAGGAGAGACUUACGAUAAGGUCUGAUGCCCAAGGAGAUGUAAUUGAGAGUCUUUUGCCCAUGGUGGAUAAUUUUGAGAGAGCCAAGCAACAACUUAAACCAGAAACAGAAAAGGAAAAAAAGAUUGAUGCAAGUUAUCAAGGUAUAUACAAGCAAUUCGUGGAGAUAAUGAGGAGCUUGCGUGUGGCUGCUGUAGCAACAGUAGGAAAGCCUUUUGAUCCCUCGCUGCAUGAAGCCAUUGCACGUGAGGAGUCUCAAGAGUUCCAGGAAGGGAUUGUAACUCAAGAAUUCCGCCGUGGGUUUCUGCUUGGGGACCGGCUUUUGAGACCGGCAAUGGUUAAAGUUUCUUCGGGACCUUGUAGUGUGAAAGCCCCUGCAGCUGCUGACAAAUCCACCGACCAACCUGCAACCGCUGCAGGAGUGGAUGAACGAUAGUUUUUCCAGCUCAAGCUCAAUUUGAUGUACCAGUAUAUCCAGUUUAUAAGCAAGCCUACCUGGUAUUUUCAUCAGCUUGUGAAGCUUUGUUGAACUCUUUUUUUGUUCUGCCCGGGCAAAUUGAGUUCCUGGGCAUCUAGGCUUUACAAGUUAGUUUUGAUUUGCCACAUCCAGGCACAUAUUCAUAUUUUUGUUUUCGAAAGAUGGCGAUGACUCAAUUUGUAUCUCAAGAGAACAUUCAUGUGGGCAAAAUGUUACUAUCACACGUGGCUUGUGACGACCGUAUAUAUAUAUAUAUAUAUAUACACACACUCUCAAACACGUUUGUGCUGGUUGAUGUUACAUUUGAUGCAACUCUUUUAUAAUGUUCCA
Corylus avellana is the source of this 1489-nucleotide messenger RNA. RefSeq names its product Co-chaperone GrpE family protein. Gene Ontology annotation, cellular component: chloroplast. The record is from RefSeq and is a predicted model, not a curated record. Gene Ontology annotation, biological process: protein folding. Gene Ontology annotation, molecular function: protein-folding chaperone binding; protein homodimerization activity; adenyl-nucleotide exchange factor activity. NCBI's taxonomy places the organism in Eukaryota, Viridiplantae, Streptophyta, Magnoliopsida, Fagales, Betulaceae.